Dimorphilus gyrociliatus is the source of this 643-nucleotide messenger RNA. NCBI's taxonomy places the organism in Eukaryota, Metazoa, Annelida, Polychaeta, Dinophilidae. The record is from the annotation of a GenBank genome assembly.
AAUGAAUGGACAGUGGAUUGGUUCGCGAGCAAUUCGAACAAACUGGGCUAGCCGAAAGCCUUCAGCACCACAAGAUGCUAGAAACCAAAAACAAUUGACUUAUGAUGAGGUUUUUGGACAAAGUUCGCCCACAAAUUGUACCGUAUAUGUCGGUGGCAUAUUAUCUGGUUUAACCGAGGAAUUAAUGCACCAGACUUUUGGAGAAUUGGGGAAUAUACAAGAAGUUAGGGUAUUUAAAGACAAGGGAUAUGCUUUCGUUCGGUACGACAAUAAAGAAUGCGCAACAAAUGCUAUAAUUAAGUAUCAUGGAACGGAAAUCGCUGGCCAUAUUGUUAAGUGUUCAUGGGGAAAAGAAAGUCCAGACGUAGGCGGUAGUGCAACGACCCAGUAUACUGCUCCAGCCGGUGCUGCUAAUGCAGGUUAUUACGGAGCACCCCCUCAAAUGGGUUAUGGUUACGGUUAUGGACAGCAAGGAUAUGGUGUUCAAGGAGGAGGAUAUAGCGUUCCUCCUUAUCAACAAGGUUAUUAUGGACAGCAAGGAUAUGGGAUGCCGAUGGGUCAGUGGCCUGGUUAUCAAGGUCAGAAUCCACCGCCGGCGCAAGGCGCUUAUUCUAUGCAACAAGGUUAUAUAAAUAAAAAUUAG